AUGAAAACGCCUACCUCAGACUCAUUCGUUUCGCAACCCACUACACAGAAAGUACAUACAACACAAAUUUCGCACACACAGAAGAGAAGAGAAACCCGUGAAGUGUGCAAGGCCAAUCAUUAUAUUCUGUUUUGCGAUACUUUUAAUGGAUGGAGUGUCACCCAACGCAAGCAAUUCGUACUCGAUAAAUCCCUCUGUGUUGUAUGCCUAAAAAACCAUGGCAUUCAAAUAUGCAAAUCCAAAUUCCGAUGCAAGAAAUGCAAUGGCCUUCAUAGCACAAAAUUACACGAAGAUGAAGCUUCGACGAGCCAACGCGUCGCGACUAUAAAUAAUCCGUCAUUUCUCAACCAAAAAUUAUUGGCCACAGCCAUAGUAAAAAUACCAGAUAAGUCAGGCGCUUAUCAUUUGUUCCGUGCUUUAAUCGACCAAGGCUCACAGGGCAUUGUUAUAUCUGAAAGGGCCGUUCAAACACUGCAUUUGCAAACGAAAAAAGAACAAGUUCCAUUAAUUGGCAUUGACGACAAACCACUUGGAAAGGCUACUCGGUCCGUCCGAUUACAAGUGCAGUCAGCCACUGACAAUUCAUUCAUGAUAUCGAUGGACGCACUCGUGCUCCACUCAAUCAUGUCCUCCGGCCCACAAUUUAAGAACAAAACGAACGAAUGGAAACAUUUGAAAGGUUUAAAUCUGGCCGAUCCUCAGUUUAUGAGCGCAAAUAAAGUGGACAUUUUGUUGGGUGUCGACAUUUACGGCAUCAUACUUCAACAAGGGCUAAGGGAAGGCAAAUUGAAUGAACCAGUCGCACAAAACAUUGCACUAGGCUGGCUUGUUUUUGGCGCCACGUGUGAUGAAAAGGAUUACGGUGUGCGCAUUCACGCGACUCGAUUUGCAUGUGUCAAAGAGGAUGACAACGAUUUGAAUACAGCGUUGAAACGAUUUUGGGAAAAUGAAGAAGUAAAAUUGAAACCGAUCAUGACUGAGGAGCAUAAGAAAUGCGUCGAGUUCUGCAAGGCAAGAACAAUUCGUCUGCCAAACGGCCAACUACAAGUUUCCCUUCCCUUUAACACAAAUCCAAGUAACGAAAACUUCCUCGGCGACUCACGAAAAAUGGCACUAAGAAGAUUCUUUCACUUAGAGAAAAAGUUCGAAAAGAAUCCAGUAUUCUAUGAACGCUACAAAGACGACAUGUUGAGUUAUAUUCAAUGCAAUCAUAUGAAUCUCAGCAAAUCUCCACUAAAUGACGGCUAUUACGUGCCACAUCAUGCCGUUAUAGUGAUGGAAGGAGCAUGA
Sitodiplosis mosellana (orange wheat blossom midge) is the source of this 1290-nucleotide messenger RNA. RefSeq lists its product as uncharacterized. The transcript has a single exon. The record is from RefSeq and is a predicted model, not a curated record. The coding region runs from base 1 to 1290 and encodes 429 amino acids. NCBI's taxonomy places the organism in Eukaryota, Metazoa, Arthropoda, Insecta, Diptera, Cecidomyiidae.